UCCUCGCCGGGGUUUAGGGGCGCCGCGGAGCCGGUUCCCUGGGAGGCUCUGGCGGCUGUAGCUGAGGUUUCACCCCUUUGGGUUUUCCAGCCAGCAAGUACUUCUGAGAGCGUGGCGGGGUCUCCGGCCACAAGUUCAGUUCCGGUCAGCCAGGCAGCGGAACUGAGGAGGCAGAUUGGCGGGGGCGGGAGGUGGCGUAGAACGAACAAGGGACUUGGGCCGACGACCUUUUCGUCCCUGGAGUAUACUGCAUGAUAAACACAGGAACUCAGAUGGAUUUAGAGGUUAAAGGAGUUGCUGCCACUUCUAGGAGCCAAAUUCAGCCAUUCUUUGGAAGAAAGAAGCCUCUACAACAAAGGUGGACUUCUGAGUCAUGGACAAACCAGAAUUCUUGCCCACCAGUGGUCCCACGACUUGAUUUGGGAAGCCUUGUUGACUCUGAUGAUGAGGACAAUUUUUCAUAUAUUCCACUUAGUACAGCAAACCUGCCAAAUUCAUCUUCUACUCUUGGCUGGGUCACACCAUGUCAAACUCCAUAUACUCAGUAUCAUCUAAAUAAAUUGGAUCAGAACACAAUACCUGAAAAUUUGCCAGCACCAACAGACAAAUAUAAACUAAAAUAUCAGCAAAGUAAAACUGAAAUUAAAGAGAGCUAUAAGCAGUAUAGUCAGAGAAAUGCAGAAAAUACAAAAUCAAAUGUUACACAUAAACAGUCUCCAAGAAACAAGAUAGAUGAAAAGUGUGUGCAAGACGAAGAAGCCAACACAGAUGACCUUACGACUCUGGAUAGGAAAGCCCUCUUACAGGAAGGUUAUGCAGACAACCCUUGCGAUAAACAACAGAGGGCAAGAAAAUUGGAUGCAGAAAUUGUGGCUGCAGAGAAGAAGAAACAGAUUGUUGCAGAGCAAGUGAUGAUAGACCACUUAUCUAGGGCUGUAAUCAGUGAUCCAGAACAAAAUUUAGCCAUUGAGCAAAAAGAAAGUGAUCAUAUCCUUCCAGAUUCAAAGAUGACACCUCUUCGAUUUAGAAAAAGAACACUGCAUGAAACAAAGAUAAGAACUCAUUCUACAUUAACUGAAAAUGUGCUUUCUCAUAAAUUACAGUUUGAUGGUAGGAUCGUAUCACGUAAUGGACGUGAUGCUUGCAGAGAGCUCAUUGGGUUCUUUUUCACUCAUGACCAAUCCCUUACAAUUUAUGAAUAUCGACAAUUUGGGAAAAAUAGAACAAAUGUGCUUCCUUUUAUUCAAAAAAGCAUUUAUAAUCAUCAGUGUGGACGAAGAAAAGGAAAACAAUACCGACUUGGUGAUUUUUAUGUUGGUGCAACCUUGACAUUUUUUAGUUCUGAUCAUCUCAGCCUUCCAGAAAGCAUCAAAGAAAACACAUUACUUAAACUCCGAAUCACAAAUAUUGAUCAAAUAGCUUUGGAUUCUCUCAAAACUGCUUCUAUGGAACAGGAGGAUGAUAUAAUCAUUCAAGAAACCAAUGAUAGGCUGGUCUUCAAAGCAAUUCAAGAGAGCCUUGCUCCAUUGCCUGGGCUGGAGUGCAAUGGUACAAUCACAGCUCACUGCAGCCUCAGAUUCCUGGUUUCAAGUGUGCCUCCUUGCCUCAAGCCUCAUGUGCUAAAAGAAAAACUACAUAAAAGAGGUGUUCGUAUUUUGACUGGAUUGGGAAAAUAUUUUCAACAGUUGGACAAGGAAGGAAAUGGACUUUUAGAUAAGGCAGAUUUUAAGCAAGCUCUAAAAGUGUUUCACUUAGAAGUGUCUGAAAAGGAUUUUGAGUCUGCAUGGCUAAUUCUGAAUGACAAUGGCAAUGGCAAGGUUGAUUAUGGAGAAUUCAAACGUGGUAUUAUUGGUGAAAUGAAUGAAUACAGGAAAUCAUAUGUUCGAAAGGCCUUUAUGAAACUGGAUUUCAACAAAAGUGGCAGUGUGCCUAUUAUAAACAUAAGAAAAUGUUACUGUGCAAAGAAGCAUUCUCAAGUAAUUUCAGGCCAUUCAACAGAGGAAGAAAUCAAAUCAUCCUUUCUAGAAACAUUAAAAGUUGCCUGCAGCAAGUCUGAUGAAGUGUCAUAUGGUGAAUUUGAAGAUUACUAUGAAGGUUUAAGUAUAGGAAUAGUAGAUGAUGAAGAUUUUGUUAACAUCUUACGUACUCCAUGGGGGAUUUAGUCUUUAAUAAUACAUAUGUCAUCAACACUAAGCAUUUUAUUGGAGAGAUGAUAUCAAUGUAAAGGAUGAUCAAACACUGGAAUAUAUUUUCCUAGGACUUCCUUUAUUCUGGUUUUUUGUUUGUUUUGUUUUGUUUUCUCAAAAACGUUGAAUUUGGAAAGAGAACUAUCCAGAAAGAUAGAUGUAGGGGUGUGUUAGUGUUUGUGCAUGUGUAUGCCUGCUCACAUGUCCUUACAUUUGUAAAGAUAUCUUUUUGGUUUAUUACUUAUCUUGCAUAUAUUUUAGAGGUCAUUUUUUAUUAACUUCAGUAGGAAAGUUACAUCUGCAUCAAACAAUAUGGCAACAUCUAUUUAUUAACCAAGUUUCCUGUCCUUUCACAUUGUUUUUUGCUACCUCUUCCUCAGAAUAUAUUUGCCACCAUUGUCAAUUUGAUAAAUUAGAAUUGGGCCCAAAGCCAGUGAAAUAAUUCAAUGUGUUUUUAACACAUGAAAAUAUUAAAGGAUAUGCAAGAGAAAUUUUUCAAGCAGUGUGAUUAUAGAUGUUUUCUGUAUAUAGAAUAUUUCAAAUGAUGGAGGUUUACAUGAUGCUCAUUUAAAUACUGACUUGUCUUUUAAAUCUGUCUUCUAAAUUAUGUACUGUUGUUGGUUAAAUAGAGCACAAUGUAGUUAUUCUAAUGCCCAGUUGUAUUUGUUCUUUUAUUCUGUUUUUUAACUGUAAUCCUUUUUACCAGCAUACGAUUGUUAUUGAGCAAUAUGAAAGGGAAAUGUUCUUUAUUAAAAUCAAUACAUUAUCUUAUUAAACAAAGAUCCUAAAAGUAUAUUGUUGCAUAUAUGAAUCCAAGGAAUAGUUCAGUAAUUAUUGCCUAAAAUGUGAAAGCAUAUUUUGUAUCCUAAAAUGAAUGUAUGAUAUUCUAAACAUCUGUUUUAGUAUAGCAAACAAUUGAAACAUUUCCUUCUAAAUAUAUGUUAUUUAAUAGUUACAUGUAUUAUAAUCAUUCUUUCUAAAUUCUUUGCUAGUCAUUUCUUCCUGGGAAUACAGAGAAAAGAGACAACUUUAUGAGUUGUUUUCAACUUCAUAAUUUUAAAUUUUCUAUGUUAAUAUAACAUAAAUUAGAAAAAAUAAGUGAUUCAAAAUGAAAACAUUUACUUUGUAGAAUAUGACUUUAGACAUAUCACUGUAUCCAUCUAUACUUGGCAGCAACAUGAGAAGUGUGAUACAUGUGAACCCAACAAAUUCAAAGUUGCACUUUUCAAGAUGUGAGAAGGUACUAAAACUUAAUACUAAAACAUUAGAGGGAAAAUAUGUGUAAACCUCUAGUGCUAUUUUCACUGGCUAAAUUCUUUAUUUCUUGAUUUUUUUAAAAAUUAGGUUAUUAAAAUUAAAACAAUAUGCUAGAAGACAUUUUGGCAGAAAUAACUCUAUAACACUAUUUUUGUCACAUAUCUUUUUCUUGGAAAAAUUUAUCCAACUAUAGACAUCUUAAACCCUACAAAUUGUUCUUGUUAAAAAUGACUAAUACUGGGGGUGCUCAAUAUGCAUAUAGUGUUUUUCAUUGAUAAUUUUUAUUUAGUUCUUAAGAAACCUGUUCUUAAUGUUGGCAUGUCACAUUUUUCUGUUACUAUAAUCAGAAAAUGUAUAGUCUGUUACACUGUAAAAAAAAAAAAAAAGGGAAGCUACUUUUGGAAUGUAACAUGUUAACAUGGCAGCAUACUCUUAGUAUUAAUCUUAAUCUUCCUAACGUAAGCAUUCACAUGUGGUUUUUUGUAGGAAAUAGCUCUAUUUAUGAGAUUUUUUUGGUGUAUUUUGUUAGAAUUGGUGACACAGUAAAUCAUUCUGCUUUUGGAUUUGCCUGACUGCCUGCAUUCUUCUUUGAUUUUGGUAUAGUAAAAUCUGUUAUUUUGUGUUAAACUUAAUAAAAGAGCAUUUAAGAGAAGUGACAUUUCAAACAUCCACAACACAACUGACUUUUGAAAUCCUAUGCUUAAUAGUCUUUGUAAUUCUAAAAGACCUUUUGAAAAUGUUAAAAUAUUAAAUUAUAUGUUGUAAUGCUGUUACAUGAAUUUUAUAGUUAUGUAUAUUUUAUAGAUCUCUAUGUCUUUGUAAGUUACUUGCUUGUGUGCUAUAUAAUUGCUUUCUCAGUUAACCAUACUGUUUAUGGAAUUGUAUAUACUGAUUUUUCUGUUUUUAUAUUUUAAAAAUAAAAGUUGAGAAUUUUAAGGAAAAACAUUUUAUUAAAAAGAAAAGGUAUAUUAUAUAGGAAUUUUAAGCUAACUUUUAAUGGAAAGGACAUACAUAUUUGCAUGAUGGAGCAAUCACAUUAUAGUUAAAAAUGUAUGUCCCUGUUUUAAAUUUUAUAGUAUAUAAAUAUAUGUGCUAAUGAACCAGUGACUCUGCAUAGAGGCAGUCACUUAGAGUAAUUAAUAAUCUUGAUACAGCUGUAGAUCAUGUCUUAUUUUACAUAUUACUUUUGACUUCCAGUUUAAGUUGUUUGUUAUCAAGUAUUUCAGGAGAGAAUUGUGUACAUUAGGCUAUGUUUACUGCAGAUUAUGUAACAUGCUUUUAUGAGAUUAUAGUUUGUAGUGCUUGCAAAUAUAAAACAUGUACCCUGAUAAACUAUAAUCGCUACUAGGUUGACCAGCAAGGACAAACAUGAAAAUGCUUAAAAAAAAGAAAGCGCUUAAAACAAAGAAAUAGAAGGUAAUGGGCAUAUAUAAAAUAAGCCAAGCAAGAGAAGAGCAAAGACAAUCUGCAGGGUGGACAUGGAUGUAUUCGUUUCUGAUCAUGAGAAGAGGCUCUUGUCAUACAUAUCCUUCCAUUUUUAUUUUAAAGUUCUAUAAACUUCUGAGGUAAACUGAUUUCUUGGAUGUACUUAAUAAAGAAUAAAUGUUUCAUAUUGGA
Pan troglodytes (chimpanzee) is the source of this 5060-nucleotide messenger RNA. RefSeq names its product calcyphosine 2 (gene CAPS2). Lineage: Eukaryota; Metazoa; Chordata; Mammalia; Primates; Hominidae. The record is from RefSeq and is a predicted model, not a curated record. Bases 252 to 2162 code for a protein of 636 amino acids. Gene Ontology annotation, molecular function: calcium ion binding. The transcript is spliced from 19 exons.